AGUAUUGCUCCGGCGAGUGGUGUCGUGCAGUUGCCAAGUGUGAAUGCGGAUGGGAGGAGGAGUAUCCUAGGUAUAGGUAUCCCACAGGCCAGAUGUGGCCUCGGUGAGAAGCCGCCAUUGGGUCGUAAAGGACCUGAUAAGGAGGGAAUUGAAGACACCACCGGGAGGGACUGUGUUUGACGCCCUGCCUACCCGAAAGUGCGUUUUUCUGCUCUCUUCCGAGUCGGAUUGAAUCUCCUCAUCCCCCGUAGGCUCUCGGUGGAAAGUGCCGGUCAAAAUGGAAGUGAACCCCCCCAAACAGGAGCACCUGCUGGCUCUGAAAGUGAUGCGGUUGACGAAGCCUACUUUAUUCACCAAUAUUCCAGUAACAUGUGAAGAGAAAGACUUACCUGGAGAUCUCUUUAACCAGCUCAUGAGAGAUGAUCCUUCAACUGUAAAUGGUGCAGAAAUUUUAAUGUUGGGAGAAAUGUUGACUUUACCACAGAAUUUUGGAAUCACCUCUUUUAUUCAACUUCACAGCCCUCUCUCAACGAACAUAUUUUUGGGAGAGACCUUUUCCAGUUAUAUCAGCGUUCAUAAUGAUAGCAAUCAAGUUGUAAAAGAUAUAUUGGUAAAAGCUGAUCUUCAGACAAGCUCUCAGCGUUUAAAUCUUUCUGCCUCCAAUGCUGCAGUGUCUGAACUGAAACCUGAUUGUUGUAUUGAUGAUGUCAUACACCAUGAAGUAAAGGAAAUUGGAACACACAUCCUGGUGUGUGCAGUGAGUUACACAACUCAGGGCGGAGAAAAAAUGUAUUUUAGAAAAUUCUUCAAAUUUCAGGUUCUCAAACCACUGGAUGUGAAAACCAAAUUUUACAAUGCAGAGAGUGACCUCAGUUCUGUGACCGAUGAAGUAUUUCUUGAAGCCCAGAUUCAGAAUAUUACGACCUCACCCAUGUUUAUGGAGAAAGUUUCAUUGGAGCCAUCUAUAAUGUACAAUGUAGCAGAAUUAAAUUCAGUCAACCAAGCUGGUGAAUGUGUAACUACGUUUGGGUCAAGAACCUAUUUGCAGCCAAUGGAUACACGCCAGUACUUAUAUUGCCUAAAGCCCAAGAAGGAGUUUGCAGAAAAAGCAGGCAUCAUUAAAGGGGUAACAGUAAUCGGGAAAUUGGAUAUAGUAUGGAAAACAAAUCUAGGUGAAAGGGGAAGAUUACAGACCAGCCAACUUCAAAGAAUGGCUCCAGGUUAUGGAGAUGUUAGGUUGUCUUUGGAGGCAAUCCCAGAUACCGUAAUCCUAGAGGAACCUUUUCAUAUUACGUGUAAAAUAACAAACUGCAGCAGUGAAAGGACUAUGGACCUAGUUUUGGAAAUGUGCAAUACCAAUUCUAUCCACUGGUGCGGCAUUUCAGGAAGACAGCUUGGAAAGCUGCAUCCCAGUUCCUCUCUCUGCCUUGCCCUUACUCUACUGUCUUCAGUACAGGGACUGCAAAGCGUCUCCGGCUUAAGACUAACAGACACGUUUUUAAAGAGAACAUAUGAAUAUGAUGACAUCGCACAAGUCUGUGUGGUAUCUUCGGCCACUAAAGUAGAAAGCUGAAGAAAAUUUCCAAUGUUAUGCUUUUCAUUGAGUUUCACAGGACUUUCUGUAUUUUUUGUCACCUUUGUAAAAUGAUCAAGUCAACAGUAAAAAGAAGUAUGCUAUUUAAAUUUCUUUCCUGUAAAACAGUUAAAAUAUUAAAUAUUUGUUUUGAAAAAAAAAUCUACUGAUUAUAUUUUGUGUUAUAUUUUAAAGAAACAUUUGUACAUUUUCUACACAUAUCCUAUUUGUUUCAUUUAGAUAACAAUUGGACUUCGUUCUUAAAAAGCUCUAUAUUUGAGGUCAUUUGUCCCUAGCAAGUAUCUAGACCAGGCAUCAGCAAAAUUUUUAUGUAAAGGGCCAGAUAUUAAAUAUUUUAGGCUUUGCAGGUCAUGUGAUUUCUAUUGAAGAUACUCCACUCUUCUGUUGUGGUGCGAGAGCAGCCACUUGGCCAAAAGAGCACAGUGGGUUUUACAAAUCAGGCAGCCAGCCUACAGGCCAUAGUUUACUGACCUUUAUCUAGGUACAACUGUUUCUUAAAACUUAAGAAUUUUUAUAUGUUAUUCAGUAAUAUUUCAGUUAAGUCCAGAUUUUUCGUAGCUCCUCAGUUAACAGAAAAUGUUUAAAACAACUGAGAUAGUCCUCAAAUAACCUUGUAUUUACUAACAGAGUAUGAAUUCUUCUAGUUGUUUUCAAAAUUAGUGUAUUGGUGAGUAUCUGUGUUAGUGUAUACAUAUAAACCUGCACAUGUCUAAGUUUCAGUUACCAACAGCAGAUCAGAAUUGGUUUUAAUUCUUAGAUUAUUGCUUACUCUCUUAACUUUUAACUAAGAAGCUUGACUCUUUUCUAAGUCCCAAAAUCCUGUUGUUUUUUUUUCAUAAAAAAAAGCCACUUAUUUUCAUAGGCAUAUUUAAAGAAUUUCCAGCUUCUGAUAUUUGACUUUGAAUUCUAAAUCAUGUAUUAAUAUUAUAAAACUUUCUACCUCUGCAUAUAAUCACACUAAUUUUACUUAUACCUUGAAUAAAAUAGUGAAAAAGAUUGAAAACAACUUUGCAACAUGAGUAUGUUUUCAAUAUUUUGUCAGGGAAAUAAAAGGUUAUGCUGUUAAAUAAACAAUUAUUUUGGUAAGUGGAAAUGUAAAGAU
Molecule: messenger RNA, 2696 nt
Organism: Myotis davidii
Lineage: Eukaryota; Metazoa; Chordata; Mammalia; Chiroptera; Vespertilionidae
Gene: TRAPPC13
Product: trafficking protein particle complex 13
Exons: 14
Coding region: 278-1573 (431 amino acids)
Cellular component (GO): TRAPPIII protein complex
Source: RefSeq, a predicted model, not a curated record